AUGCAACCUCCUGUCACACACCCAGAUCCAGCGCACUCCGUCAAAGGUCCCCCUUCGCCGUCCCUCACUGCAGAUGUCUCUGCCCCACCUUCGCACCAAUCACCCCCUCCUGGAAACUCUUCAUCCCACACUGCUUUUCCCAAUCUUCCCCCUAAGAAAUUCAGUGCAGUAAAUAUCAACAAGAAAUUUCUUCAGAAGACUUCUACCACCUCGUCGGCGCCUUCUGCUGCGUCCAGCCAUUUAAGCAUUGUUAAGUCCGGCAGUCCCGCUCGUAUGCUCGUGACUGCCAAACUCACCUCUACACCCCAACUGUCUGGAACUACUGGCCCCAGCUGGUCCCGCCCUUCUUCUGCUGCUCCUUCCGCUACAUCCACGACUCCCACCCCCUCCAAUGCCCAACAGCCACUACCGUCUGUGCCGGUUCCACCUGCACCCCAACUUCCACACGUGGGGAAAGUCAUUCAACCACAACCCCGAAGCACAGCGUCUUCCACAGCCUUGCUCACAAAGAAGGACGGCCUCCCCACCAAACCCGCUUGGCGAAAUUCGAAACCUAGUUCUGGAGUAUCGUUCACUGACAAUGCCGUUGACUUCCCCACUGCGGCAGAAGUGGCUCAAGGUCACUUAGGAAGGAGUGCAAGAGCUGACGACGACAAAUCUGACGAGUUGCUCCCAUCCAAGGGAGCGGCUCCACAAGAAGCGGACGCCUUCAGGGGACUCCACCUUGACCCGAAUGCUCAUCAUUGGGACGAGAUGGAAGAGGAUGAUGAUAACUUCCUGGACAACGUUAUUGAAUUUGGCGAUGGCCGGCAGUACAAGGUAAUACCAACGGAGCCGGAACGGCCCCCAAGUAGUCAUGUUACCCAAAAGGAAGGCACUUCCACCGAUGUCAUAAAUCAGACUCUGAGUGAAACCGGCACCCAGGAAGACAGAUUUGCGGACGACUUUGAUCGCAGUUGGCCUCGUUCGAGGCACUCGCCCUCCACCCAACCGAAGGAUUACUCUAGUCUGUCACCUCGUCAAGCAUCAGAUUCUCCCGUGUCAUCGCAAUUUAGUCAUUCACCGUUGGAGGGACCCAGGGUUUUGUUCAAUGAGCGGUCCAACCGAUUGGAACCCUAUGACAGCGUAUAUCCACCGGGUCGGUUAAGCGGACCUCACGGCGGUUCGAAGAGGGACAGUAGAUUAGAACCGCCCGGUCGUGAUGCUGUACCGAACGGUCCCGCUAUACACCUUCUGCAAAAAUCUGCAGAGAGCAAUCGCGUUCCGCGACCGGUGCAUGGUUCGCGAGAUCUGCCAUCAAUCGGCCUUGGUGCUUCACCAGCGCUCUUAUCUCACUAUGGCCAAAACGGACCACGAGGAAGAGAUACAAAUCUACCAUCCGGACCAGGGAUUGACGGUGUCCGCGGUACUAGUGGACUACAACCUCGACGUCCGUCAAGUGAGUCUCACUUCGGUGUUCCGGCGAACAAUACUUACCGAGUUCCUCUCGCACAUCUGCAAGAAUCGCCCCUGCAACCCUCAUCUUCCUUACCGCUGGAUACACGGGAAAACAAAGGACUGACCGAUGGCGUUGCAUCUGCAGCGGCACCAUCCGAGGUAUUUCUGCCUAAAGUGGUGGAAUUAGAUGUGGAGAUUGUGCACAAGACGGCUAUGCAUAUAUCUGCCGAGAAGGCAAGGCAAAGAUGGCAGCGUGAAGAAGAAGAGCGCGAGAAGGAAAAAGAACGUGCUCGGAGGAAAGCUGCUGAACUGGAGCUGCAGAUGAACGUUGCUGAAGCUAAUAAGGAAGCCCAGAUUGGUCAAAUGGCAGCCAGCUCUACGGGAGAGGCCGAAUUGGCCCAUGACCUAGAGACGUCCUCGCUUCCAUCCCAACCAACAAUAUUAGAGAGGACACCUUCCUUGAAGCAAGAUACUCGGCCUUCGCACCAAAGCGCGACUUCCCACGAUUCCGCUCCUGAAGAACCGUCCAGCCCUGGUGAUGUAAAAUCUUGGAGGAGCAAUGCACGUACUCCUCUACAAAGACCGCUGUCACUCACUCCAUCACUGACUUUGUCCCGCCCUCCAAUGCUUUAUGGAGGUGAAGCACCGGACACCAACGCUCCUGAUGAAAGCCUCGAAGUCGUGGAUUUUUCGGACCUCGACCGAUUUGUCAGUGCAGAGGGAACUCAUGCGGCGUCCUCAAGGGGCCAACCCCCCUUGCAACAUGGGCAACCUCUUCAAGGUGAUUUCUUGGGAGAUGUACCCGGUGACCAGAUUCUUACUGAAUCCCAAGAACGCGAAGGGAUGAGGCAGUUUACAGAAAGACAGACUGUAGGCGCUGCGGAACGCUCAACCACAGAACGACACCUCGCUUUCAAUCAGAAUCUUUCGACCGUCCGACCCUCCACUGACAGUUUCUCAUCGGGUAUCGGCCACUCUUCAAUCCAUCGGCCACAGAGGAACUUCACGUCAUUCCGUGAGGCCCCUAUAUCAGCUCUAGAAGUCGUUAUAUCCCGUAUCAAGGGCGCGCUCGACAACAUGCAGGUGGAUUCGGCAAAGGAUGUCCCCAGCGAUGUGGCUGAUGGUCGUCCGGGGCCUGUUGGCCAGACGUCAAAGAAACCCCUAGCGGCCGCUAGAACGCUUCCGAAAGAAGAAAGGUGGCUACCUCCGGCUUUGAGGCUCCCGCGCUUGCAUCAUAACUAUGAACAUGAUGCUUUUGGAGUCACAGGGCGUGACCCACUGCAUUCUCCUCAACUCACAUCGGGUGUCAAAGUGAAGUUUUCUCAUGUCUCUCGGCACAUUGACACAGUGCCCGAGCAACAGCUAUACCUUGCUACUAGACCCGAUUGCGUGCGAUGGGACAUUUUGUCCUGGGAUCCUCCAGUGGAGGAGAUGAACAAGCAUGAUUUCUCGAUCAAUGACGUACUCUUCAAAAAAUUCACAAGCCACCAGUACCAAAUCGUGCUUCCACGUCCCACUAGGCAAGCGGGCAAUGCACCCAGGGUACACCUCCCGACAGUGUUUUCGAAGUUUAGUCCACAACCCGGGAGACCGAAGGCACUUGAUGAGCUUGUAUCGUGGCGCCGGGUCCACUCCAACUCACAAGGUCAGGUGUCUGAACAAUCCGUGGAGCCAGGGGAACUUCCCCCCUCUUGCGAUGUUUCACACGGUUCUGCGCGCACCACCGAACCUUCCGCGGGAGAUAUCUCGGAGUCAGCAGAGGAUGAUACCUCUGCUAAAGCGGAAAAACAGUUCUUGCGGUUAAGGACCCAGCCCAAACUGCCACCAGGUUCGGCUGUCGGUUUCUAUCGCGAUCCUAGCUCGACUACUCAACAACCUAAUGGCUCAGUCAAUUUCAUUGUCGGUAGCGAGCUGGAGGAUGGACACCAUCUGCCUUCAGAAGAGCCAAGCAUCGCGAUUACGCCCUCGGUUCCUUCAAGCUCCCUGUCAUUGUUGCCUGCCAACUCCAAAGAUGUUGUUACUCGCGAGCCUGCAAAGGAUAUGGAGUCCCCAAAGACUGCUACUAACGCGCAAAUUGAAAGCAAGAAUUCUGAGGGUUCUACCGAACGUUCACUGCUCAACCCGGCAUCAGCGUCAUUCGGGCCAUCGUGGACAAAGUCUCCACUGAACUUCACGCCCAAGGACUCGCCUGCAAGGGCUCCGGAUCCAGAACACUUGAAAGCAGUAUGGUCACAAGCUGCUGAUAAGGAACCAAUUCCGGCUGUGAAUUCACUGGAAGGGAUCGCUGACGACCUCACUGCUCUACCGUUCACUAUCCAAGAUGUCAAGUCCGAAGGUGGCGAAACCCCGCCUCCAACAAGCUCUGCUAUGCCCUCGAAAAUGUCAAUCCAUGAGGUUACGAGAGCUUUCCAGCAAGUGCCAACCUCUUCUGGCACCUCAUAUCGAGCUGCUCCGAUGUCCCCACAGGCUCCGAGUGGCCCUAUUACCCGAUCAUCCACCUUCACGUAUUCCAACCCGGUCCAGCCUCCCAACCUUCCUAUGCGACCUGCUUACACGGGGUUUCCUUCUCCGAUGCUUGUGCAUUCCUCAAGUCCUAAUCUAUACCCCGCCACAACAAGCCCUAUACCGCGAGUGCCAGUGAAUGGCCCGUCUCAAGCAUACAGCCAACACGUCUGGGUUCCAAUACAAGGCUCACAAAAUCAUAAUGGUGCAAUGAGACCCAUAGCAUCACCCUACCCUACCCAGAUGAUUGCGUAUCCUGCAGCAGGUGCUAUGCCUCCUGUGUAUGGGCCUGCAUCUACGAAUCAAAACACAUCGACUUCAACCAGUGGGACCGUGCACCCUCGUGGCGUACCAAUGAUGAGCCCUGUUAUGCAUCCUGCGGCCACUGCCAAUGUUCCGAUCUAUGGUGGGAGCCCCGUCAUGAUGCACCCCCCUCCAAUAAUGCCGACGGCACACCGGCCACCAUACAUGAGUCCAGCUGUUCCACCCCGUGGACCGAUACGUGCGGACGGCGUAACCGGCAGCCCCCUCACCCAGCAGUCACAUCCCUCAAACCAACAUUCUCAACCUGUGUACAGUCAUGUUCCAUUUUCUCGUCCAUGGUGUUGA
Messenger RNA from Pisolithus orientalis, 4548 nucleotides. RefSeq lists its product as uncharacterized. Bases 1 to 4548 code for a protein of 1515 amino acids. The transcript has 6 exons. The record is from RefSeq and is a predicted model, not a curated record. NCBI's taxonomy places the organism in Eukaryota, Fungi, Basidiomycota, Agaricomycetes, Boletales, Pisolithaceae.